This is a messenger RNA of Priceomyces carsonii, 2073 nucleotides long. It is a transcript of the gene SPT20, whose product is annotated as Spt20p. Gene Ontology annotation, biological process: regulation of transcription by RNA polymerase II. NCBI's taxonomy places the organism in Eukaryota, Fungi, Ascomycota, Pichiomycetes, Serinales, Debaryomycetaceae. Gene Ontology annotation, molecular function: transcription coregulator activity. Gene Ontology annotation, cellular component: SAGA complex. The record is from RefSeq and is a predicted model, not a curated record. The transcript has a single exon. The coding region runs from base 1 to 2073 and encodes 690 amino acids.
AUGAGUGCGACAGGAUCUACGAUUCCUCAAAAGAGGCCUCGUGCUUAUCCCCAACAGCAGCUUACCCCUGCUCAGGUUCAACAGCUCAAACAACAACAUCUUUUGAGACAACAGCAGCAACAGCUACUUCAACAGCAACUACGUCAAGGAAACAAAAACCCCAAGGAUUUUCAUUUUGCUACUACUACGCAAGAGAUUUUGCGGAAAUAUGCAAAAUACCCUGCGUCAAUAACAUUCCACAUUUAUGAAUCUCAUUAUAGGUUCAAUAAUUCUCAGGACUCGGCAAUCAUUCAAAAAGAUUCUCCUAUGGUUAAAGACUUUUUACAUCAUGUGCUUAGAGAAGAAAUUCCCGUUGAAAUGUCGGAGUUACUAAAGGAUUUUUCAAUCAGGUCUUACGAUGGCUGUCUAAUUCUUCAAGUUUAUGAUCAUCGAAAUAUGGUGCAAAUCAACCAGGAACCAAGUAUCAACCCUCAGAAACAGUCAGACCUUCCUAAGGAAGCUUCAGAGGACAAAUCGUUACAAUCAAAGGAUCAGACUGAAGCUACUUCGACGUCUACUGGCAACUCAACGUCUUCUUCCGGAAGCACUAUUGUUUCAAGACCUAAAACAUAUCGUACUUUACUUAGACCAACACAGUUGUCCAUAUACUAUGAUUUGUUGUAUCAUACGGAUUCAGCGUUAGCCAGGUUCUCAGAUAAUCUAUCCUUGCAAAUGGAGUCGGAGAUAUUAACAUUAAGUAAUAGAAAGCUAGACUUACUGGUACCGUUGAAUCCUUAUUUGUGCUCUGAAUAUUUGCAGCCCGAACAGCAGUUUCCUGAGAAAGUUUGGGAUGAUAAGAUUCAAGAUUACAAAUUGAUUCAUAGUCAUAGGAAGGCAGUCGAACGACCUCCUCGCAAGCUUCACGAGGAAGAACUCAUUUUGCAUAAGUCGUCAGAUUAUGAAGAGAUCAUGUUUCUUCUAUCCAAUAAGUAUAAAAGAAUUGAUGAAUCUCUGGAUAAGAAAUUGGUUGUGGUGGGAUCAUCAGCUUUAGCAGCCGCUACUGCACCGAAGCCCUCGAGUAAGGAUACCUCGAAUACGAACGAUUCGAAGAACAAAAAAGGCUCCAAAGGAGCAGAUGGUACAGCUCCUACUGUUGUCAACACAAAUACUGCUGGAUCUACUGGCCAGUUUAUGAGAUUGAGAUUCAUCGAAGAAAUAAGAAAGAGAAGAGAAGCUCAGAAGGCUCAAGAAGCUAAAGCUGCUUUGCAGGCACAAAAUGAUAACUCUAUGCUGAAUAACACUGCACCUGGCUCAUUUAAUCAAGUAAACAAAACGGCAAAUGGACAAAGACAAGGAAGACCCAUGAAUAAUGCUGGAUUACAACAACAGCAUCCUCAGCCGCCAACAAAUAAUGCAAAGACUCAGCAACAAUUAAUGGCCGAAAAGGCACAAAUUCUAAGGGCACAGCAAAUUAAAGCACAACAGCUGGCCCAAGCUCGUCAACAAUUUCAACAAGAGCAACAGGCUGAGCAAAGGAAGGAAAGCAUAAGAAGACAGCAAUAUAGAUCUGCUAGCCCUCAUGAGCAAAACCAAAACAUUUCUAAUAGGGGUACUCCGGUGAUGAAUAACGUAAGUACACUGAGACCAGCUUCGCAGCCGCAGAAUAUGAACUCUGCACUUCAACAGCAGCAACAGCAGAUAUUCCAGAAUUCUUUGACUCCACAAGAGCAGCAGACUUUUAGACAACUUCAAUCGAGGAUGAAUGCGUUUGCAAUGAUGGGUAAUACUGGCGUUGCUCCCAACAGAGCGCACUUAACACCCCAGCAACAGCAGCUGGCUAUGCAACAAGCAAAGCUCAUUCAACAUCAGCUUAUUCAAAAAUUUCCCGUGUACUUCCAGAGACUACGCCUGUUCCAGCUACUACAGGAGCAGAGACUGCAACAAACACAAGCUUCAUCUGGUGGCACUCAGCAGUUUGCGCCCAACAGAGGCUCCAAUAAUAUGGUUCCUGGAGGAAUGACGGCUCAACAAAAGCAAAUGAUCAAUCAGCAAAUGCUUCAACAUAUGAGCCAACAGGAGAAACGAAUGAAUUGA